AUGUCAAAUGGUGCUGCUGAUGCGGGGAGUGGCAUUAACGCUCUUUUUGAUAAAACACACGAUAUCACUCAGUUAACGUUCAAUGUUGUUCAUAUAGCUGAAAAAUAUGUCGAAUAUCUUCCCUAUCCCCCUCUGAAAGACGUUGGAGAUAAAUUUGCUGUUGCACAUGUCUACGAUCGAGACAAUCGUUCAUUCUUACCAAACAUCAAUGUUCGUGUCAAAUCAGUCAACGCUGAGCAUCAUUCACCUGUUAAACAAUUUCUAAAUCCCUGGCUAACGCGAGGAGAAGAUACCGAAGGACCAUGUUUUCCUGCUCGAAGUGAUCGUGCUGCAGGGAUUAAUGAACAAUCAAUACGAUCUCGUUGCACUCUCCUACAAGAAUAUUUGAAUAAAAUAUUGAUACAUAGUCAAUUUCGUAAUCAUCCAGCAGUUGUAAUUAUUGAUUCUGAAUUUUUUGAAAUUAGUCCAUUAUCAUUUGUUUAUGGUCUUAGUCCAAGUUUAAAAGAGCAUUUUAUGAAAAAAAGAUCACAUGAGAAUUAUCGAGGACGCAGUUUUAUUUAUCGAAUACCAUUCUGUUGUGAUAAGUGUAACUUUUAUCGUGGAAAAAGGUGGUUUGUUAUUAAAGAUACAUAUUUUACGUAUAUUGAUCCAUCAACGUAUGAAGUUCGUUUUCCAAUGUUAGUUGAUCGCGAAUUUUUAAUUGAAUCGGGUUUUACACAUACGGGAGCAAAACAUGGUAUUAAAAUAACAAAUUUACAAGGAUCAGUCGUUGUUAAGUGUAAUAAGAAAAGUAGAAAAGAAGACUGGCAUGAACAAUUCGAGAAACUACGAGAAAGAUGUAGCAGAAACGGUCUUACCGGAGGUACAGCAAAUCGAUUCAACUCUUUUGUACCAAUGAGAAGUGAUCAGUUGAGUUACUGGUUUGUCAAUGCCAAAGGUUAUAUGGAAUCUAUUGCAAAAGCAAUUGCGAACGCUAAAGAAGAAAUAUUUAUUACAGACUGGUGGUUAUCGCCGGAAUUGAUGCUUAUACGACCAUCUAAUAAUCCUUUACAUCGACUAGAUAUUCUGUUAGGGAAAAAAGCGGAUGACGGUAUCCGAAUCUAUGUUAUGAUUUAUCGUGAAUCAAUGUUCAUAAAUUUAAAUAGUGCACAUACUGCACGAGUUUUAAAAGCCAGAAAUAAAAAUAAUAUCAAAAUCAUUCGUCAUCCCCGACAAAAUGUUUUACGUGGCAGGGAACUAAUGUGGUCUCAUCAUGAAAAAUGUGUGAUUAUCGAUCAAAAAAUUGCGUUUAUUGGAGGAAUUGAUCUUUGCUUUGGAAGGUGGGACGACGAUAUUAUGAGACUCGUGGAUUUGGGUCCUGCCAAUAUCAGAACAUUAAAAUCUAGUGAACAACUUGCAGUUGAAUUAGAAAGGGAUAAGAUGCAAACGGUGGAAGCAGGGAAAAAAAUUGUCACUGAGAUGGCAGAAGAUGCGGGAGUCAAAAGAGUAAGUUCUGUUGGCUUGAGAGCUAAUACAGGUGCUAGACACAAAUUCGAAUUUGAACAUCCUGGAGAUAGAAAAGAAGCAAAAUCGAGUACACGUGGUAUGUUAUAUUUUUUGUAA
Molecule: messenger RNA, 1602 nt
Organism: Didymodactylos carnosus
Lineage: Eukaryota; Metazoa; Rotifera; Eurotatoria; Philodinida; Philodinidae
Source: the annotation of a GenBank genome assembly